Molecule: messenger RNA, 1727 nt
Organism: Rhincodon typus (whale shark)
Lineage: Eukaryota; Metazoa; Chordata; Chondrichthyes; Orectolobiformes; Rhincodontidae
Gene: c23h17orf75
Product: chromosome 23 C17orf75 homolog
Exons: 5
Coding region: 40-720 (226 amino acids)
Cellular component (GO): trans-Golgi network
Source: RefSeq, a predicted model, not a curated record
CCUGGGGCCAGGAACUUUGUGUUGCUUACUGCUUACUGGAUGAAAUUUGAACUUUGUGUGUGUGAACCACAGGUUGGAGCUGUUGAGCUGCACAUCCAGCCGUACCUGAGCAGCUGGUAUGAUGACGCUGUGCUGUACAUACAAAGGGUGUUGCAACUGUUCCAGAACAGACUUGCUGUCCUUUUACGGGCCGCUUUGAGUCACACUCCAGUUGAAGUUAAAGGCACUGAUAACAAAAUAAAACAGGAUGUUGAAAGGUUUCUCAGCGCUGCCAGCCUUCAGGGUCUGAUCCAAGAGAACAUGCUAGCUUCGCUGUGUAAAGUGAUGACUGAGGAACCACAGAAAGUCAUUGUUAUAGACUGCAGUGAACCUACUCCUGUCUUUCAAAAUGCUGUGAGCAAUAAGUUUUGUGAAGACUGGAUUCCUUCAUUUUUAAACAGUUUGGAAAGUGGAAAUCCUUUCCUCAUAAGGCAAAUCCUGGAGAAUUUUAAAUUAAAGGCCAUCCAGGAUAUGAACAGCCUAAAGCGGUACAUUCGACAGGCUGAGACAAACAACUAUGCCCUGUUCAAAUGCUUUGUCUUUCUCAAGAACUGUGGCAAUGGGGAUGUCCUCCUACAGAACGUCAAGGUGGAACAUGUUGAGAUGCCUGAGGCCCAAAAUGUUGUGAAGGUUCUAGAAGAAUUCAUGUAUGAAGAAGGUGUCAUUACUCCCACUAACUAAAAGAAAUACUGUGUCUGACCAAUCAUUAACUUUAGCGAAGACUUUAUUCUUUACUUUGUCAUGCUUGUUGCUGUGGAUAUCAAGAGUCUUAGGUACUGCAUUCUCUAUCAGCAUCACACAUGCAUGACAUCCCUGGGCUGGUGCACUUUGUUAUUGUGAGUGCUCUUUAAGCAGCCUGUGAAAUAAUAGCUCACCAUGGGCUAAUUUUACUGCAUUAGUACUGAGCCCAGCAUUCUGCCAUUUGGACUCGUGUUGUGAGUAGUGAUAUACAUCUAAUCCAGCUCCUUCAUAGAGUCAGUCAUCGACAGUCCCCAAGACAGCGAAUGGGAUUGUGUCUCUGAGAAAUAGAGCUGACCCUUGACUCUCACUGCGGACUGAGAAGGGCAAGUUGGCAGCAGACUAUCGUCAGUGAUUCAACACUAGAGAUCUGGAGUAAGCUGUGAGAGGACCUAGACUUACAUUUGUACAUUCUCCUCACUGGAUUAAGAGUUUAAGCAGGAGUCCUGUAGGAGGCUACAUGAAGUGACUCAGAAAACCAAGGAAUGAUGCUGCUUAUGUUUUUUUGGCUGGGGGUGGGGUGGUUGCGGUGAUGGGAAUAAAUUUCACAUCUACCUAAAACGUUCCUGACUGGGAUGGGGGUUUCCGAACGUGGGAACAAAGGAUGGAGAUGAAAAGAAGACUGAUUUCUUUUUAUUAGAAAAAAGUUUCUGAGAAACUGGUAAUUGAGAAAUCUGGCACAAUGAAUUUCAGGGCCUGUAAUAAGUCGAGGUUUUAAUUUCCUCAGCCAUUAAUGCAGGUGUUAAUAUGAUGGGUUAGAAUAACAUUACAAAGAAACCUAUCAUCCAACACGUAACCAUAUUAGUGAGGCUCCUUGUAAUCAUUCGAAAUGGGACAGAAGGCGAGUCCGCAACUUCAUCUGGGUCUCUGCUAUUACUCUGUCAGUGUAUAACUAGAAUAUAUUUACAAUGGUUUUCUUUGUUUCAAUCCUAAAUAAAGUUUUAAUCUGA